AUGGUUCGGAUUUGGUGGGCCGGCCUCCCCAUCGUCCUUUUGUGUAGCUGCAUCGUUAUUUUCGGUCUUGAGCGGGCCGAACCUGCCUUAACUCGGGAAGCAUGGCAGCCUGCAUCAACCGCCAUACCGAGCUCCACAAGAUCUGCAGAAGCCUGGACGACUGAGAUGCCGACCUCCACAACAGUGUCUGACAUGCUCCCGACGGAGGCUUUGAUAUCGCUGCGUGGGAAGAACUUGAUUCUUGCAGGAGAUUCCAACGACAGAAACUUUUUCCACAUGCUGUGCUAUUAUGCUACGGGCAAGUCCGACCAAGUGCAGUACAUUCGGAAGCUGGAGAUUGCAUCCGGUGAGUAUGCCGGGCGCAUUACUUGGGCCACGGAAGCCGCUACCAUGACAUGCCAUGACCGCAGCAGGAAUGCGAGCCUGAUGUUCCUCUUUCACCAAGGAGUAUACAGCCUUCCUCCCCAGCCAGACUGGUUCUUGGAGUUCGUGCAGCGCAGGCUGGGUACACACGGGAUUGGAGUGCGAGGUAAGGCACGUGUGAUUCCGACAACUGACUUAGCCCGCGAUAUAUGGCCGGAAGCUAUCCAGCAGAAUCUACCGAUGCGGCCCAUGGUUCUUCUGAUCCAGUCUUCCAUGUGGGACUCCUUCCCCGUCCUCGAGAAGAUCAUCGGCACCCGGGUGUCCCAAAUGACAGACGAAGGAGAAGCAAAGAUCAAAAGAGCCAUCUUCUGCGAAGAGAACCUGACUGAGUGGGGUUGGCUGGGCAGGGCCGAGCAGAUCCUCUCUGCAUUCGAAGGCGGUCUUCGGGAGAGGGGGUGGCAAGUUUCGUCAAAGCUCUGGCGGACGAACCCGAACUGCCCCGCGCUGCCAAAACAGGGAUCUGUGGUCGCAAAUCCGCUGAGCGAGUUAUAUGCAGAUGCUGUCAAGCAUGCCAUACUGGCUGGUGGAGCAUGGUCAAACGUCUGCCUCGUAGACUGGAGGGGCCAUCUGCGCAUUGAUGACGCCAGUCAGUGCGAUCAUCACCACUACACCAAAGCAGGCUAUAUGGAAUAUCUUGAUGCUUUAGGCGAUUGUCUGCUGUUGGCGUAA
Messenger RNA from Symbiodinium sp. CCMP2592, 1092 nucleotides. Lineage: Eukaryota; Dinophyceae; Suessiales; Symbiodiniaceae. The record is from the annotation of a GenBank genome assembly.